Cutaneotrichosporon oleaginosum is the source of this 633-nucleotide messenger RNA. RefSeq lists its product as uncharacterized. The record is from RefSeq and is a predicted model, not a curated record. Lineage: Eukaryota; Fungi; Basidiomycota; Tremellomycetes; Trichosporonales; Trichosporonaceae.
AACAUGCUUGUCUCGCCCAUACGCGUCCACAACCUACUGGCGGGCCUGUUGGACGAAGAUGGGCCGCAUACAGUGCUCCUAAUCACGCCCGCGGGGCAGCUCAUUGCUCAGGCGUCGCUCGACGACGAAGGGAGCGAGCCUAAUGGAACCAACAACACCGAGUCCGUCUCCGAGGCAAAUGAUGGAGACGAGGGAGAGGAGGAAGAUGGGGAGGACGGCUCGGGGAGCGACGAAGGGAGCGAAGAGGAAGAUGACGACGAACCAUACCUCGAAGGGCCGGAGCGGUUGCGGCUUCUCCUAGGGCUGGCGAGUCAGUGGGAGGACGACGAGAGUCCGCGCGUGGAGUGUGAGCUUGGACGCCUGUUCCUUCGCCCUAUCGGUCUCGAGGAGCCAGAGGUGCCGCCUCCCAACGCUGCAAUUCCCGCCGUUCGCCCCCCGCACAUCUCGAACUUCGUGCUCGUGCUCAAUGGGACCGCACAGACGCCUUGGGCAACACUAACCGCCAAGGCGGAUGAGUUCCUCUCGCAGUGGUAGACGCAUACUUAGAUAGAGGAGGAGGAUUGUACAGCGCAACCAUACCGUGUACCAUGUUCUGUCAUAUACUGCAUUCUAUUACAUACGCCAUGUCUAGCU